UGAUUGGCCGGCUGCAUGGUCCUCGUCCUGUUGCGUCUGUCCAAUCAUGACAACGCAAAGUUCUGCUGCGGAAGAGGGAUGCGAAGGAGAUGGCUGAAUUUAGAUAGCCCUGUGAUUGAGAUUAACUCCACCAUGGACCUUCUCCGGAGGAAUGAGGGCAGCGGAGGGCGACUGCUCGUGCUUGCAGUAGUGUUUGGGUGGUGUUUAGGGUCUGUGAGCUGUUUCGGACAAAACCUAGACAGCGAGUUCACGUUUCUGCUGCAAGCCGGAAGAUCCGAGUGUUUCUUUCAAACAGCAAUAAAAAAUGGGACGAUGGAGGUCGAAUAUCAGGUAAUAUCAGGUGCAGGCAUGGAUGUGGACUUCACCAUCAUCUCUCCAGAAGGUGUCCAUCUUAUCUUUGAGUCCCGACGCUCCGAUGGAGUCCAUGUGGUGGAGCCAACGGUGGAGGGAGACUACGAAAUCUGCUUUGACAACAGCUUCAGUCGCUUCUCAGAAAAGAUGGUUUUCUUUGAGAUCAUCAUCGAGGGUCAAGCAGGAGAUGUGACUGGAGAUGAACAGUGGCCAGGGUUGGAGGAGCCUGAUGGAAGUCUUCUCGAGUACAAGCUGGAUGACAUCAGGGAGUCCAUGGACGCUCUGCACAAACGCUUGGAGCGCAGCCGGCAGAUGCAGACGGUGUUGCGCGCUUUCGAGGCACGGGACCGGAACCUCCUGGAGGACAACCUGUGGAGGGUCUCAUUCUGGUCCUGCGCCAGUGUGCUGGUGAUGCUGUGUGUGGCACUUACCCAGGUCUACACCGUCCGUAAACUGUUCGACGAUAAGCGGAGGGUCUGCACAUAGAGGGCUUAUUUUGCAGUGAUCAAAGAGAACAAUCCAAUACAAGAUGUUCAGCCGGUUCCUCGUUCAAACUGUCCCUUACAUUUCAUUUGGUCUACAUGAAGAGCAGCAUUCGACAUCGAUUUUAGAACAUCUUUUUACAUCUAAAAAUCUUGUUUGUAUAUCAGUUUUUAAGCAAUAAGUACAUGUUAUCAGAUCAUGAAGGUUAACCAGAUGAAGAGGAAGUGGGUUGUUUGAAUUAAAUGCAGUGCCUUUAAUGUCAAAUGAUGCCACAAACCAAUAAGGAAAUACAUUUUAAAAGGUACAGCCUACAUACACAGUUGUUUGUGCUGUAACUGCUGUCUUACACUUCUGAAACUGGUUAAAGGUUUUGGGAAUAUUUUGUUAAAGGUGACAUAAUCCUAAAUAAAAGGUUAAGGCUAUGUUAAAUGACACAACUCAGCAAGUGACUCGCAGAGCUCCUGGGCUGUUGGUUUACAAGAGAUAACAAUGUGCAAUAGGGUUGUCGGUGUAUUAGUUCUUCCUGACAGUUUACGAUCUCUCCAUUAUUUUAGAGAUAUGUCCGUCUGACGAGGUGUUUCCUUGGUUACAGCCGUUUUAAUAGAGAUGUUACUGACUGCGUUUUUUUUCAGCUCGAGUCCAUGCUGACGUGUUGACAAAUAAGAAUGUAGAAUAAGAAAGCGGGAUGAUUUUAAGUGUGAUUGCCAAUGAUGUACAAUAUGUCAGUACGCUUCCAGAUGAAUAAGUAGUAUGUAUGUUUGUGUCCGUUCAGACAUGUAUCAGGAUUAUUCAGUAUGAACAUACUGAUUGUUAGAUGUGUGUUUGUGUGUCUUCUGUUUUGUUUCUAGACGCUCCAACUAUCUUUUACUUAGAUAUGUAUGUUUGUGUCAACAGAAUGUGACGUUUUGAUUCUGCUCAGUUGCUGUGUUUUUUAAUAAGAACAGGCUUUUAAUACUCAUUUCAAUAGUAAAAAUCAGGUUCACAUGGGGGUUAUUGAUAUUAAUAAAUGCAUUUUUUACACAGGAAA
This is a messenger RNA of Eleginops maclovinus (Patagonian blennie), 1861 nucleotides long. It is a transcript of the gene tmed1b, whose product is annotated as transmembrane p24 trafficking protein 1b. The record is from RefSeq and is a predicted model, not a curated record. Gene Ontology annotation, cellular component: Golgi apparatus; endoplasmic reticulum-Golgi intermediate compartment; COPII-coated ER to Golgi transport vesicle. The coding region runs from base 16 to 837 and encodes 273 amino acids. Lineage: Eukaryota; Metazoa; Chordata; Actinopteri; Perciformes; Eleginopidae. The transcript has 5 exons. Gene Ontology annotation, biological process: intracellular protein transport; endoplasmic reticulum to Golgi vesicle-mediated transport; Golgi organization.